Molecule: messenger RNA, 5308 nt
Organism: Dendroctonus ponderosae (mountain pine beetle)
Lineage: Eukaryota; Metazoa; Arthropoda; Insecta; Coleoptera; Curculionidae
Gene: 2mit
Product: toll-like receptor 9
Exons: 3
Coding region: 148-2805 (885 amino acids)
Molecular function (GO): protein binding
Source: RefSeq, a predicted model, not a curated record
CGUCAAAUCGAUGGCACGUGCUAGCGCCCGAUUCGCAUAAUACGCGCAGAUACGAAUCUCACAUUAUUUUCGUCGACUCAAUUCGAUCAGUUGAUAGUUUUUCUUUGGAUAACUUACAUGUGGAGGUAGUGAUGUGACUACGGGACAAUGUUACAGCUGCUAUUCUUGCUGCUUACAAUUUUAGUGACAUCUUGUGCAAAAUGUCCUUCGAUGUGCACUUGUAGACAUUUUCCGCGCGAACUUGUGCCAACUAGUUAUCUCUAUUACACUGCUGUGAAGUGCGACGGAUUUGCUUCCAACGAGACGCUCAGUAAUACUACCAGCAUUUUAGAAGUCAACAACUUAGACCAAUCAAGUUUUAGUGAUUUGUAUAUCGGGUUACAAGAAAGUGAUUUAGUCAACUUAAAAACGCUAUCUUUGGCGCAUAGCUAUGUGGCAAACAUAAGUGAACUACUUGGUGUAGUGGAAAACAGCUUAAACUACUUAGUUCUGACUCACAGCAACAUAACUGCUAUUCCAAAUUUGACUGAAAAAACUAGUGUAGUGUCAAUAGAUCUGUCCAAUAAUGCAAUAGAGGAACUAGCAGAACUAACGUUAAGAACUUUGCAAAUAUUAAAUCUGAGCGCAAAUUCAAUCAAACGAAUUGAGUCUAACAGCUUCCGAGCCGUAAAGAACCUAAAGAUUUUGGACAUUUCACAAAACCACUUAACUUUUUUAGAUCACAAUGUUCUUUAUCCAUUGACAUUUCUGCAAUAUCUCAAUUUGAGCCAUAAUCGUAUAGAAAUUUUAAACGAAAACUGCUUUUCCAAUUUAAUGAGAUUGCAACAGUUAGAUAUUUCAUGGAAUAACUUAGUCAGAGUGGCUGCAGGUAGCUUUGAUUUGCCAAUUCUCUCGCGUUUAUUACUAGCUGGAAACGUUCAAUUAGAAAAUGUAAGUAAAGUUUUGGUUGAGGUUGGUCGAAGGCUACAUACUGUCGAUGCAUCGACAAUGGGACUAACACAAGUUCCUAGUACAUUAACUAAUUCAAUUCGAACUUUAAAACUAGCCAGAAACUCUAUAACAGAAAUAUUUUGCGGAGAUUUAGACGCUUAUCCUUUACUACAGUCUCUAGAUUUUUCAUUCAACCAUCUCAGUGUCGUAGAAGAUGACGCUCUUGGGCGACAAGAAACUCUUUCAAUCCUUUACUUAAGUGACAAUAAGCUCCAGCUCAUCCCCAGAAGUUUACCCGAGCAAUUAACAGUACUGGACUUGCAUGGCAAUCUUAUUGAUAAUGUGACGAGGUCCGAUUUUUCGGGUUUGUCAACACUUGAAGUGCUGUUGUUAAAUGACAAUAAAAUAACAUUGGUAGAAGGUGGAGCUUUUAGUAGUUUACGCUCUCUUGUGACACUGGAUUUGUCGCGAAAUUCGAUAAAAGCUCUUUAUCCAGGAAGUCUCUCAGGACCGGUAGCUUUGAAAAUUUUAAGACUGAGUGGUAUAGACACAGUGGCCCCCGCGGAAGACGUGUCUUUCCCUCUCUCGAUUCCGGAUCAUUUAGUGACUCUUGAUUUAUCAGGCAGUUCAGGUCUAGCGCGACAAUUACUCUCUGAUACUGCCGCUUUGGCCGCGUCUCGGGAAUUACAAGAGUUGGAUAUUUCCGGUGCAGAUAUCGAAUUUAUCCGUUCUGAUUUAUUGCACUUUCUGCCCGAGUUAAGGAUAAUGCACGUAAAAGAUAAUCGGCUUAAUUGCUCGAAUUUACAAUGGCUAGCUGUGUGGAUGCGCCGCCAAGAUCAGGACGAGAACCGGCUAGUUAUAUGUGCCAGUCCCCCAGACCUCUGGGGAGUGCUCCUACUUGAUUUACAAUAUGCCGACACUUCCACGAUAAAACCUAUACAUCAAGGACAAAAUCCGGAUUUCAAGGGAACGAUUAAUUUUGACAAUGAAAUCAAUGCAUUGCAAAAGAACCCAAAAAAUGUGACGGGAAAAUACGAAAUCCAUGAAAUGGUUCGUACGUCGACAGCAAUAACAAAUGACUUGGUCUAUAAUUCCACGAAUAAUACACGUUUAGACAAUGCUGAUAAGAAUAUUGACAGGAACAUUGAAUUUACGUCGAAAUACGGAAGUGGGGACAAUAAGGUCGGAACUAAUACGGCGAAUAAAUUAAUUUCUUUUGCGCUGGAGCACGAUAUGAAAAGCUUAAAGUUUUCUCCAAAAAGUGUGAGAAGCAGGAAGAUAAUCCACAGUAAAACUGUCAGUGAGCAAUUGUCGUCAUAUACAGAAGUGAAACAACCAUCGAUUAAUCCGCAGAAUUUCUAUCAAGAGUCACACAUACAACUCAGGUCCACGACUCCAACAAGCAGUUUUAAUCCCGCAGAUGCCAGAAGCCUACAAGAAGCAUCUACUGACAGAAACUCGACAGAACAAUUACCGCCGAGAAAUAAUGGGCCAACUGCAGCCCUUAAUAAAACCCAAGCUUCCCUUAAUCUGGCGUCUAAUGAAAGGACAUUCAAUGACACAUCUGGUUUAGUGGAAAGCAACAAAGGCGAAAAUGGGAUGCCGCCUCUAACUGAAGUUAAUAUGACAGAGAAUAUUUCACAAUGGAACGAGUCCUCGGUUAAAACUUCAAUGUACAGAAAGGACAACUACCCCUCCACAGGGCAGCAUCCAGGACUGCAAAUGUUAGGCUUGGGUACCAUUUUGUGUGUUGCAAUCAUCUUGGCGAUGCUGGCAAGUCGUUACAACAGGGGGAAAAGAAGUGAUGAAGAGAAGUCAGAAAGCACAGACAAUAUUCCAGUCACCAGCAUAUCAAGUGUUACCGAAUUAUGGUGACAUUUCAUGGGCGAAAAGGAAGGUGAGGAACUGACGCCUCUAUAUGAAACUUCUAUCACAUAAGAUAUCCGAUACUGACCGUGUUUGAUAAUAAUAUAGUGUGUACCGAAUGAACUGAAGUAGACGUGAAUGAAGCAGCGGUGAUUGUAUAUUAUUGUUCAGUAGAUUUCUAAUAAAACUUGUGGUAUUUUAAAUCGAAUUGGCUCAAUUGAACAUUGAUCUUAAUGAUGUCUCAAAACUGAAGUGCCCAACUUAAACUUAAAUAAAGCACAUUAUUUAAAUAGUGCAGGUUGGUCAUGUUUUUCCUUUGUAAUAGUUUAAACCCAUUAAAUAUAUGAGCUUUAUUUUACACACACCCUAAAAACUUGCAGCAUCGUGGAAAGAGAAUUAAAUAUGUAAUUAAAUAAUUAAAAAUUGUUAGUUAACACUAACGCUGCAAAAAAUUAAUUCUUAGCUGUUGUCGCAAACCAAUAUCUGAAAGCGUAAAUCUAAUAAACAUUUUCUAUUGAAUGUUGCACAGUUACUCGGCCCGUCCCAGCAUUGCUCGCCACCAGAAGACGAUCAGUAUAUCCGCAAGAGUCCGCAAUUCUUAUAUGUCCGAAAAUUUUCAAAGUAGUGAUAAAUUCUCCUAAUUUUUGUACCGAACAUUGUUUGGCCAAUCUCAUUAAAACAUUUUCGGGCCAGUGCAAACAUCAGGUGCUGAAGCGUGACACGGAAAAAAGUCGAGACAAGUGAGAUGCUCGUCAAACUAAGGCAAAUAUGCUAAUUAAAACAACUUUAUUGUGGCAAUAUUGGCGCAAAUUUGAGAAAUCACUUGCAAAACAAAGUCUAGUUUGGUUUUUGAUAGCAUUGAAAAAUUGUGUGGAUUAGUGGGUCUCGAAAAUAUGACCAUAAAUAAUUACUAGAGUGAUCUGUUUGUAAUAUCCGGUAUAUCGAAAACUACUCGUUUCUUCUGCAAAUUACUUUGACACUGAUGCUUUUGGGACAUAUCUCUGAUUAGAGUGCACUAUAAAGAUAUGCAAAUCAAUAAAAAAUACCUAACUACUGUUUUGAAGUACCAUAAUGUAAGUCGAACAUAACAAAGCUAAAAGCUAGAGCAUAAAUUGAAAUUAUGAAAAAUUGAACAAGUGCGAGAAGUAAUGAAAAAAAAACAAAAUUUAAAUGGCAGCAGGGAUGGUAAAAAAUUAUCAGCGGUUAUUUUUUGUUAAGAAGUGAUUCUUGAGUGAAAUGGUUUUCAAAUAAUGAACAAUUAAUAAAGUACAGUUUACCACUUGAAAAAACAGUUAAUUAAAAUUAACGAAGCUUUCACAAUUUUUUAUCAGCAACCUAGCAAUAUUAGAAAAAUGCACUGAUUGUAGUAGAACAAUUGUCGUGCACCAUUCUAUGAGUUUUCUGUGUUCCGAACAAAAGGUGUAAAUAUUUGGUUAGAACAAUGUAUUUUCACCGGAAAAUCUCAAAUAUUAUAGAAAUAAAGAAAAUGCUAAAAAUAGCUGGCGCACAUGUUUUCAAUUAAUGGCUUUUGACAAUUUUGCGCCAUAUUUUGCAUCCAUCCCUAUUGUGAAUAGUUUUCAAUCAAGAACCGAUUUCGUAUUUAAUAAUAAGUUCACUGAUAUUUCUUGGGAUGCAAUCAAACCGUUCGAAAAUUUAUUUAAUUAUCAUCAUCCUAAAAUUAAUGAAAUUGCUGUGAAUCGCAGAUAUUGUGAAAACUUCUCGCCAGUUAAACUGUUAACUAGUUGAGUUGGUAAAUUUUCACUGAUUUAAGUUUAAAUCAAACAUAGCCUUGCGUGAAAGAGAUACCAAUGAGAAUACGUAAAGUUUGGUAAUUCUUUAUAAAAAUUGCCAUGGCUUCUGGUAACCCAUAUGCUUCUAGCUUUAGCAUUGAAAAUAAUUGUUUUUCGGUAAAACAAGUGUAACAAAUUUUCGAUUCUGACGUUGAAAAUAGACCGGUGCUACCGAAAAGCAAUCAGACAAAAACUCCCUCGGUUUGUAUUUUAAUUCGAUGUAUCAUACAAUUAAUGUUAUAUAUUUGUUAAAUGAUAGUGUAAGUAAGUCUUAAAUAAAUCAGACGAUAUCGUUUUUGAAAAAUAUUGCGAAUGGAUUAAUGGUAGUGAAAAUGUUAAGUUAAGGAAAUUAAUACUGAGUUUAGACGAAAAUAUCAAGUAAUAGUAAAUGAUAAUAUUUUCAGUUCUAUUAAAAGUAGGAGUGCCACCGUUCAAAUAAUAUGCAGGCCAAUCAUCUACAAAAACAUGUGUAUUGUGGCAACUGUAAAUUUAUUUUAUAUACUUUUAUGUGACUACAAAUUCAUCAAUAAUAGGUACGAUAGAUUAGAACAGGCAAUUAAAGUGAAACGUUUGUUUUUGUGCCAACUUGUAUAAUUGAGCACAACUGUGUUACUAAAUGGACCUGAAUCCACAUAUUCGUCUAAUAUUUUUCCAGAAUAUAAAUGUAUUCCAAUAGUUCAAUGCAUCUGAUGGACAGAAUAAAUAAAUGUAUUUAAAUUUUA